GCCUGUUUCAAAUUUUGUUUUUCUAGGUCUUACUGUCAUUUUGUUCAGGCAAUAUCGCGGAAUGCCUGGGCAGUAUUUUACUAGGCGGAGUUUGGGGGCCUCAUCUCUCUCUUUCCGCCGUACCCGCCAUCUUGUAGCGACCGGGGUAAUCAGGCAUCAUGACGAACACCAGAGGCAAGAGGAGGGGGACCAGGUACAUGUUCAGCAGGCCAUUCCGCAAGCACGGCCCAAUCCCCCUGUCCACUUACAUGCGUAUCUACAAGAAGGGUGACAUCGUUGACAUCAAGGGCACAGGCACCAUUCAGAAGGGAAUGCCCCACAAGUGUUACCAUGGCAAGACAGGACGUGUCUACAAUGUAACCCAACAUGCUGUCGGCAUCAUUGUCAACAAGCAGGUCAAGGGCAGGAUCCUGGCCAAGAGGAUCAACGUGCGCAUUGAGCAUGUGAAGCACUCAAAGAGCAGGGACAGUUUCCUGCAGCGCGUCAAAGGGAACGAGAGCAGGAAGAUGGAGGCCAAGCAGAAGGGCAGCUGGGUGGAACUGAAGCGUCAGCCCGCUCCUCCUCGUGAUGCUCACUUCGUCAGCACCAAGAAGAACGUGCCACAGCUGCUGGAGCCCAUCCCCUUCGAGUUCAUGGCUUAAAGUGCUCACAAGAAUAAAAAUAUUUGUACACUCAA
Platichthys flesus (European flounder) is the source of this 676-nucleotide messenger RNA. RefSeq names its product ribosomal protein L21 (gene rpl21). Gene Ontology annotation, biological process: translation. Gene Ontology annotation, molecular function: structural constituent of ribosome. The coding region runs from base 159 to 641 and encodes 160 amino acids. NCBI's taxonomy places the organism in Eukaryota, Metazoa, Chordata, Actinopteri, Pleuronectiformes, Pleuronectidae. The transcript is spliced from 6 exons. Gene Ontology annotation, cellular component: cytosolic large ribosomal subunit; ribosome. The record is from RefSeq and is a predicted model, not a curated record.